AUGGACAGUGAUCCUCACAAAGAGACAGGUUUCCAAUUCAUAUCUAUACAGAAUCCAGAGGAUACAAAAGACCGGGAGAAGAGGCGUGUAGCCAGGUCACAUGCUGUGAAGCAGGCUCUACGUAGUAAACGGAGGCCUCAGGAGGGGACUCUGGGCAGUGGUAUUGGUGCAUCUGGCCAAAUGCUGGUCCCAUGGUCCAUAUUCGCCCCUGCAUCUGCCUACGGCCCCUUCGAGAGCAUUAUGGGAGACUCUCCGCGACUGAGGGCCUUGCUUAGUCACAACCUUGACGACCCGGCUCUCCUGAACGCCGUGAAGCUAACAUUUGCGUUUGCGGUGACUGGCGGUAAUGUAGACCAAGAGUGUCUCGACUACCAAGCUCAAGCUAUGAGCACCAUUCGCGAGAGAAUGAACUCGCCGGAAGCAGCGCUCUCGCUGCCAACUCUGGGCGCCAUCUUGCUCCUUGCUGGAGUCGAGGCUCGCCUAGGCAUGCGAUGGCAAGUUCAGCUACAUAUGGGCGCUAUCCGCCAGCUGCUUGAAUUGGGUCAAUCAAGAACCAUUUAUCUAACCGACGGAAUCAAGCGGGCUAUCUUUUGGCAAGAUCUGAACUCAUCCAUUAUGACCGGAUCCGACCGUAUAAUAGAUCACACGACAUUCGCUGAGCUCCAGUGGAAACGAGAUCCCUUUGCUGCGGAUUUUUUCGUUUUGGCUCCUGGAUUUGAGAAGAGAAUCCACUUGUUUACAAACGAUUACGUUGAGGUUCUGAGAGAUAUACACGCAUUGCAAUGCGUCCAGGAUCUCCCCGGAUAUUCUUGCCAGAACCCUGUGGAGAUGCUCCGUGUAGACAAUCAGCAGGCUUCAAUCGGGUCCAGACUCGUAGAUCUACCAAAGCUCUCACCAUAUAUGGAGGCGUGCUAUUUAGCCGCCUAUCUCAGUGCCUGCAUGCUUUGCUGCAAGGUGUGGCGCCACUCUGUAAUGCCUUCUCAUGUUUCGUUGCAUUUACUUCGCAAGUUACAAGAGUCCAACGGUGACCCGUUUUGGGACGAUCAGAUUGACCUGCUUAUCUGGAUGUUACACAUGGGCGGUUCUUUUUCACCAAAAGGAUCAGUUCAUGAUGACUAUAAGGCUCUUCUGCAAGAGAACCAUGACUCUCGAUUUACAGGAAGGUAUAGCUCUUUGGAGGAACUUGUGGCAAUCAUGAGCCAGUUUAUUUGGUCGGAAAAGGCCUAUCGUGCUCAGGUGGAGGAGUUUUGGGAAGAGAUUCACCCUAGCAUUGAUCCUACUCAAUGA
This is a messenger RNA of Trichoderma breve, 1287 nucleotides long. RefSeq lists its product as uncharacterized. The coding region runs from base 1 to 1287 and encodes 428 amino acids. The record is from RefSeq and is a predicted model, not a curated record. The transcript has 6 exons. NCBI's taxonomy places the organism in Eukaryota, Fungi, Ascomycota, Sordariomycetes, Hypocreales, Hypocreaceae.